Molecule: messenger RNA, 5826 nt
Organism: Larimichthys crocea (large yellow croaker)
Lineage: Eukaryota; Metazoa; Chordata; Actinopteri; Sciaenidae
Gene: alpk3b
Product: alpha-kinase 3b
Exons: 14
Coding region: 30-5072 (1680 amino acids)
Biological process (GO): protein phosphorylation; cardiac muscle cell development
Cellular component (GO): nucleus
Molecular function (GO): ATP binding; protein serine/threonine kinase activity
Source: RefSeq, a predicted model, not a curated record
CCAACUAUAAAUAGUCCAGCAGUUUACGCAUGCUCAUGUUUGAUGGGAAAUUGCAGUGCCUUAAGUCAGUCAGUGCUGUGGGGUAUCUGUCAAAGGAGGGAAAGAAACCUGUGAAUGUAUUCCUCUGUCUGGUGGAAAUGGGUUCACGGAGGGCAACACACCCGUCUCUUGGCAAUGGCAGAUCCAACAGUGUGGAUGAUACCAAUGGGAGUAGCCGGCCUAGUGGCUGCAGUUACAUCUCUAAUGUGAGGCCAGAAAACAGGAGCACACUCUGCAGUAUGAUGGCACAGUUAACUGAGGAAACGCAGCCCUCCUUCGAAACAACCGUCAAGUCAAAAGCUGUGUCCGAGAAUUGCAAUGUGAAGUUCUCUUGUGUGGUUACAGGACACCCUGCUCCUCAAGUUAUUUGGUAUAAGGAUGAUGUGCAGUUAGACAGAUACUGUGGACUGCCUAAAUAUGAAAUAUUCCGCAAUGGACAAAACCAUUCCUUGCACAUUUACAAUUGCACUGUGGAGGAUGCAGCUAUGUACCAGGCGUCAGCCAGCAACAUUAAAGGUAUUGUGUCCUGUUCUGGGGUUCUGGAGGUUGGUGAAAUGAACGAGUUCAAGAUCCACCAGCGCUACUUUGCUAAAAUUAAACAAAAGGCUGAAAGCAGACGCAGGGAAGCAGAAGGUAAAGAAAACCAGGAGCCGCUACGAACCAUCAGUCCAGACCGCACACAGAGAAAACGUCGCUCAACAAUGGAGGCCUUUCUCAGCACCCCAAGCUCCACGGAGGAUGAGAGCAGUGAGGAGAGCAAUCAGGUUGUAGCUUCAGAAACUGAGGCAAGAUUACAGGAAGCAACUGUGGAAGAGGUGAAAGAAAAACUAGUCCCCAUCACUAAUGGAGCAGUGUCUGCUGUAAUUAAAGGACAGGCCAUCAGUGAGAACAGGAGAAGUGAAAAGAGUGAGAUACAUAUAUAUGACUCUGCCCAGAAGAUUUUUACUGCACACCAACCCAAAACUCCCUUUGUCAAGAAGAAGAUUAAAAUAUCUAACAGUGCCAAAGUUGCAAAAUCAGAUGCACCUGCACUGCCGGCGUCUGAGCAGAGAAGAGCAAAAGAUGAGACCUCUGCCUCUUCAGCUCUGGCCUGCAAGGAUCCUGUACAGUCUGUGAGGAAUUCGGAAGAGGUUAUGGAAGUAGAAAACAUUGUUAGUUCACCAGUUGUGGAUUCAGACUCCAGAAACGUGACAGAACAACAUCAAAGAUCAGACACAGAGGAAGUAUCACUUGUUGAAAUGCCUUCAAAGGUUGAAAAGGAUGUAACUGUGGCUUCACAGAAAGAGCAGAUCACUGCCUUGGUACUUCCUGCUCCUCUUACAUCUGCAAACCAUACUGUGUCAGGAACUGAAUGUAAAGAGGUUGCAAAGACAAAGAUUGAGGAGGCAGAUGGACACAAAGAUACAAAAGAAAGUCAGAACCAACAUCCUCACACUACCUCAACACUACAAGACAUGCUACUACAAUCAAGUGCUGUAGCAGUACCCCAACAAACCCUCCGCAUAGCAAAGGAGGACAUUUCUAAAACAGAAGAUGUUACAGUCAUGGAUGUAGACGAAAAGUCAACUACCUCUACUGGUGCAUCAAUAGCACACAGAGGCGUUGAUUCAGUGAAUAUACUGUGUGAGAGCAGGACUGUUUUACCUCAGCGUCCGUGUGAACAGGCUGGAGAUCAGUUGCCCGAGAAGGAAACAAGCCCUUGCCAACAAGCUGUGUCUGUGUCUCAGCCAGCACUGCUGAGUGAGGUUACACAGGCUCAUACAAAGAUGAACAGGAAUGAUGCACCUGUCGGACUAGAGCGUCCACUCAACCAGUGUACAAUGGACACACAACCACCACAAAAGACGACAUCAGAGAGAGAGACUAUGACAGAUGACAUCGAGACCCCUUCUUUGAAUCGUGUUCUUCAAGCAGCCAUUGACAAAAUGACACAGGACACAUGGGAUCAUUCCAGGGGAUCAAAUGAAAGCCAUGCGGUCCUUUUUACAGACCUACAGAAGUCACCCGUCCAAAGCCCUGGUGGUGGUGAGAACACCCAAGGGUGUAACGUUUCGCCCACCACCCAGCAAAGCCAAGUUGAUAUAGCUAUAAAAACUGUUGAAGGGACAGAAAUACAAGUUAAUGAGAAGAUAGAGAGUAAGGAGGUAGAUAAGUUAUUAGUGCAGUCUGACAGUAUCGCCCCAAGUGAGAAGAUAGUUGAGAUAGAGACUGAAAGUGCUACCCUUCAUAUGAUUCUCAACAAUGAAAUCGAUAAGACCAAAGAUGCAGGAAACAAAGACAGAGAUGUUAUCGACGUGGAGAAUAAUGAGCAUAUAUCAAAAAUGGGAGAGGAAACUCAUUCAGAAUUACACAAUUUGAAAUCCGAUUUAUUUGAGCCUGCUUUUCCACUCCAAACAAAAACUCCAGAAAACACAAAUGUAUCCCAAGUCCAAAUUAAAGAUUUGCAGGAAAUUCAAAAACCUGUAACAAAAGUCAUAUCUGUAGCUGAACUUUUGAGAUCACAAAUAAAGGCUCUUGAGUCCACACUAGCAAAUUCAUUGACCACCAUACCGGUCCAUGCUGACUUUGUACAACAGCCAACUGCAACUUCUACUGAAACUUGUAAGGCGAUAAAAGAUGACGACAGCAAAAGUAAAACAGAAGUGAAGAAGUCAAUGCCUGACAGGAAAACUGAGACGAGUAUUGACGAUGCUCCCCCAAAAAAUAUAAAGGAAACCCUUAUGGAGGUUUAUCGCCUGCUAAAUAAAACUGAUGAGGAACAAAGUCAGACUCCAGGUGUAAUUUCACCACCUGUUCAGGCUUUACAAAAACCUCUUGUAAUCCCACCUAUCCCUGUUGUAGACACUGGCACCACUAUAGAGACUGCAGGACGUGUUGGCAGUGCCAAAAAAUAUAAGGGAGUUAUGGACAUUUGCCAGGAAGCAGAUGUAUCAACUCUGGUUUCAAGCCUAUCUGGAACUGUCAGUCAAGAAGCUGUGACUCCACUUACAGUAACGCCUAUAGAGACCAGUGGUCAAGAGUCAAAUAUUACUAUUUUGAAGCAUGCCAAAGAUAAACCUGUUCAAGGUAAAGACAUCGAAUUUAUACAAAAAUUAAGCUCAGAGAUUAAACUCAACAGCAAAACUGAAAGGGGGAUCACUGAAGGACUUUUAGAUCAAUACAAAAUGGAAGAACACAACACAAAAAACAAUUCUUUGCCGAGUGUACAAAAGUUUCCCACUAAAAGUGUGGUUGACACCGAUACACAAGAGAAUAAUCUUCAACAUAUUCAGAAGGACAGCUCUGUGGUUGAGGAAUUUUCAAGGACGGACUCCUUAACCAGUCCAACUCCUGAGGCUAGUCCAUUGUUAAAGAGAAGAAAUUGUGUUUCUCCCAUCCCUUCUGCUACUGCACAAGAACUGGCGUCUGGGGCCCGACGCAAAAUCCUAGUACCCAAGGCCAAAUCUGAAGAGACCACAGAGGCCACAUCACCAGUCAAUACCCAAACACAGAAAAAGGAACUUUCUAUACAGAGCAGCAAGCUUAACCCAAGUCUUGUGAACCUCUCGACAUCCCCAAGCCUGUCACGACGGUCACCUCUUCUGCAGCUCCCUGGUGAGCAAACACCUCCUUUAGAAAAGCGUUCUCCACUAUUGAACAGAAAGAAGAUGACACCUGAGAUUCAAGCACCAAGCCAGCAGUCCACUGAGGAGAUCCACAUGGCCAAAACUGAGGGGAAACCUACGGAUAAGGACAAGCACGACCCAUUCAAAGCUCCUCAGGUUAUUCGUAAGAUCAGGGCUGAAACUUUUGCAGAUGCCUCAGGACACUUGAAACUGUGGUGCCAGUUCUUCAACGUUCUCAGUGACUCUACAAUUAAAUGGUACAGAAAUGAAGAGGGGGUCACUCAGAUCAAAAGAAAUGCAGGGGAUGAAACUCAGGUCAACCUUGCCAUUCUUCAGGCAUCAUGCAAAGACUCUGGAGUUUAUGGAUGCACAAUCACUAAUGAAUAUGGGACGGACUCAACAGACUGUCUUCUCAGUGCUGAUAUCUUGGCUGGAAUGUCCUUACGUGAGGACCUUGGCGUUGGAGAAGAAAUCGAAAUGACACCCCUGAUAUUCAGCAAGGGUGUGGGCGAUUCUGGCAUCUGGGGUAACAAAUUCUUUGGCCGUAUAAUGAUGCAGGAAUCUCAUAUUGGUGAUGGCUGCUCACAUAAAGUUUGGAGGGCAAAAGUCAUUUAUGGGCUGGAGCCUGUGUUUGAGUCUGGAAACACAUGUAUCAUUAAAGCACGUAACCCCAUCGCCUACGGAGGCAAAGGAGAAAGCUGCCUCAUAGACAGGAACCUGGACAUUACCAAGCAGGAGUGUAAAAUUCAGAACUUGGCUCGUGAAUACUGCAAAAUUUUCUCAGCAGAGGCAAGAGUGAUUGAACACUUUGGUCCUUCUCUUGAGGUGAUUCCAGUUUACAUGAUCUACCGACCUGCAAACACUGUCCCUUAUGCCACAGUGGAGGCUGAUCUUACAGGAGUCUAUCAGAAGUACUCUGUUCUGGAUCAUGCAGGCAGAAUAGAUAUGAGGACUGGCUCUGAGGUGGAGCAGAAGUGCUGUGCUCUGCAGCACUGGAUCUUUCAGUGGACCAAUGGCAAUCUGCUACUCACUCGAUUGGAGGGUGUUGACACUAAGAUCACCAAUGUUGGAAUUUCAGUCAAAUCGACAGGGCAUCAAGGUCUGUCUGUUGAAGGGAAUCCCAAAGUUUUUGAGCUGUUUGUCUCCCAGCACCAGUGUAACUACUUCUGUGGUCUGCUCAGCCUGAGGUCACUAAAGGUCAUGGACUCUUUAUUGACACCAGUGAAGCCCAAGAGCUCCAAGAGCCCGUUACUUCAGCGCAAAAUGGCUGCCGGCUCCUCCAGCCCUCAGACCGGCAGGAAAGCUGCUGGCAGCCCCAGAAUUCCCAGGAAGACUGAGCAAGAUGGAAGAAAGACCCCCACUAAACAAAAAGCUGCUGAUGCUCCCAAAGUAGUGAAGAUGGAAUAUAACUCGACAAGACAUGAAUGAUCACACAUUUUCUCAAUGGAACAGUAUAAUGAUAAAAUUCCAUUGAUUUUCUGAAGUCCUAAUACAGAUAAGGCUUUACUGUUGGGUAUACGUAUCAGCAAAACAGAGCAAAAGAAAAAAUAUCUCUGUUUUUAAGAGAGGUAAAACCCAUCAAAUAAUAUGACUCAGCUAUUUAAUUUUAACAGCCACCAUUCCUUGACAUUAUCACUUAUUGUGGAUUGAUACCCUCACAUGUUGUGGUGAUUAGAUAUUGUAUCCUACAUUCAGUAAACUACAGUGUAGUAGUAGCUUUCCUGGGUUUGUAUUCUAUCAAUCCAUGUACCAUUGUAGGUCACAGAUUGUGAAUCCCAAUCUCAGGUCAGUGUAUUUUUACUAAAUGAAUGUGCAAGAUAAAACAUUUUGAACUGAAGUGGCAUUAUAUGUAGUCUAUGUGUAAUUUUCAGUGUAAAAGCACAAAUGUGUAUUUUUUGUAGUCACCCUUGUGAGAAUGUAGGGGAGUUAUUAUGUCAAGUAAAACCAUGACAUAUACAUUCAGACAACACGUUUUUAAGGUUGUUUUUUUGUUUUUGUUUUUUUAGGAAUGUAUCAAGUAACUGUAGCUUCACAUGACACUGUUGUACAGUGGCUAAUGGUGCUGUGCUUUUAUAUUGUAACCUGUCAUGUUUACUUGCUAAUCUACUUUGCACUGCAUUUUUAGAAACUGCACCUUUGAAUGCAACUGGCUGUAAAAUAAAAGAUAUGAUAUGACCUUGUA